AUACAAUCUCUUUACUUUUCUCUUUCUAUAUAUGAUCUCUCUCGUCCAUCUUCCAAAGAAACAAAAAUAAUGAGGAAAAAAGUAAGUAGUAGUGGUGAAGAAGGAAACAAUGAGUACAAGAAAGGUUUGUGGACUGUAGAAGAAGACAAGAUCCUCAUGGAUUAUGUCAAAGCUCAUGGCAAAGGUCAUUGGAAUCGUAUAGCCAAAAAGACUGGUUUAAAGAGAUGUGGAAAGAGUUGUCGAUUGAGGUGGAUGAAUUAUCUCAGCCCAAAUGUUAAAAGAGGCAAUUUCACCGAGCAAGAAGAAGAUCUUAUCAUUAGGCUCCACAAGUUGCUCGGUAAUAGGUGGUCCUUGAUUGCUAAAAGAGUGCCGGGUCGGACGGAUAACCAAGUGAAGAAUUAUUGGAACACGCAUCUGAGUAAGAAACUUGGAAACAAAGAUCCAAAAACCAAGCCGAGCAAUGGUGAUAUUGUCCAUCAGAUCAGUCUCACAAAUCCUACUGAAACAUUAGAAGAAACAAAUAUCUCAAAUAUUAAUGAUAACAGUGAGAUUCAAGAAGAUCGUCAAGGAAGUAACUAUUUGAGUUCACAUUGGGUCCAUGAUGAUGAGUUUGAGCUAAGUUCACUCACCAACAUGAUGGAUUUUAUAGACGGACACUGCUUUUGAUGUUUUUGUUUUAACUUUGGUUUUCAUUUAGUCUUGUUAUCUUCAUAGCUGAUCAAACACUAAUACAUCAACAAUCUUUGAUUAAAAGUUGUCAAUGUUUUAGUGUAUGAUUGGCUAAGUCUUUUAAUUAGGUUAGCUUUCUUGGGUUAUAUAUAUGCGUGAAAACUCUGUGCAUCAAUAUAUGUUAUGUUUUGUAUCUUCCUAAGCAAUAUAUUUGUAUUUUCUUGUGUCAAAUGUUCAUAUAAUUAAACAUGUUAAAUAUUAGUUCAACUUAUAAGCUGAAAGUAAAAGAAUAAGGAUAAUUAAUGGCAUGUUAGAAUUUCUACUUUUGUUUAUAUAAUGAAAGGAAGAAAACAAUAUGUACUAGCUCGUUUGGUUUCAAUGAAGAUUCCAAUCUAAGAUAGUAGUAUGUAACAAUAAUAUUUGUGUUUCCCUAGUGUUGAUGUUAGUUAAAAUAAUUCUAAUGUACUAUGUGAGUGAGAGAUUAGACACAAUCCUUGAUUGCCCUGGCGACCUUAAUUUACACAAAAGAAAAUUAAGUACUAGUCAGAAAUUAUAUAUAUUGGUCGAAUUUACAUUCACACGUCCCUAAAAAAUCUAUAAAUUUCUGUGACAAAACUGCACCCCUUCUUAAUUUAUGAUCUUUGUCUUUUGUUUUAAUAUGUUCUUUUAAAGCUUGUUCCCCACCCUUCAUUUAUUUUAAAUUAUACUGUCAUUUAAAUAAUGCAUGAUACUAUUACAUUUUGUAUAUGAAGCAUGGAGUACAAAUGUACAAUCGAAGUAGAGGGGGUUUGAUGAUCUACAAGGGGACACGUUGUUAGGUAUAAUUGAAAUGACAAGCUGAAGGUUCCCAAAUUUGACCAGAUUGAUCUUAAUUAAUGUAAUUAAUAUGGCAGCCACAUCUCCAUCCUAGACAACAGUUUUAACAAUUUUUUAAUUCGUGAUUUUGUAGAAAAAUAUACGCAAAUUCAAUGAAAAUAAAAACAGAUUUUCAUUUUAAAACCUCUAAUUUAAUUAUUCUCUUCAUUUAAUGAACAUUUGAUUCUGUCAUUUUAAAUAUUCUAUGAUUUUGACAUUUCACCAUGUUAUAAAUCGAAACCAACUAAAUAAAGAACAAAACCAAAUAAGCAUAUAAUUAAAAAAUUUAUAUAGAAUUCAGAAUUCAAUUUUAUUCAUUUUAUAAGUCGGGUAGAUAGUUGAGAAAAUGAAGCUUAACUCAAAUAAAGAUGCAGUUAUUCGAGUAGCCAUUAAUUUAGAUGGGAGAUCAAGA
Messenger RNA from Brassica oleracea var. oleracea, 1936 nucleotides. RefSeq names its product transcription factor WER-like. The transcript has 3 exons. The record is from RefSeq and is a predicted model, not a curated record. Bases 70 to 666 code for a protein of 198 amino acids. Lineage: Eukaryota; Viridiplantae; Streptophyta; Magnoliopsida; Brassicales; Brassicaceae.